This is a messenger RNA of Tigriopus californicus, 1196 nucleotides long. RefSeq names its product spermidine/spermine N(1)-acetyltransferase-like protein 1. The transcript is spliced from 5 exons. Lineage: Eukaryota; Metazoa; Arthropoda; Copepoda; Harpacticoida; Harpacticidae. The record is from RefSeq and is a predicted model, not a curated record. Gene Ontology annotation, molecular function: N-acetyltransferase activity. The coding region runs from base 79 to 1062 and encodes 327 amino acids.
CUUAAAUGUGGUUGGGCAGGUUUAAUAAAAAACAUUGUUCGCGUGUCAAAAAUAUUUAUUGCGCUGGUGAAUGUUAAGAUGGAUGCUCAAUUUUCCAUUAGACCAGCCAUAGAGACGGAUUGCUCCGAGAUUCUACGGUUAAUCCAAGAACUAGCCGACUACGAAAAAAUGCCUGAUGGGCCCAAAAUUGGGGCCGAGGUUUUGAUUGGGGAUGGGUUCAACAAUGCGGAGGCGGCUUAUUACCACUGUUUAGUGGCUGAGAGUCAAGAUGCGCCCGGGCAAUUAGUGGCAUAUUGUUUGUAUUUUUACACUUAUUCCACUGAUGUGGGACGAUGUGUCUACAUGGAGGAUCUCUAUGUGUCGCCCAAUUUUAGAAGCAAAGGCUUAGGAAAAUCACUCUGGCAAACACUGGUGAAGAAUGCUUUGGAACGCGAUUGUGUUCGAUGCGAGUUUGUCGUACUAGAUUGGAACCAAUCUUCGAUUGAGUUUUAUCAUCUCCAAGGCGCCAAGAACAUGUCUUCUCAGGAGGGCUGGGUUCAGCUAAGAAUGAACGAAUCCGUUAUGGCGUCCUUCAAGGCACCGAAAACGCUGUCCAACACCAAGGUCCGAAGAGCAUUGAAAAGUGAUGGGCCCAAAAUUUGGAAUUUGAUAAUGGAACAAACAGGCAUGGAUGGGAGGUUGAGAAAACCGUAUCUCAAUCCUCAAGCUUUAUCUAGGGAUGGCAUUGAGUCUGAUGAUCCGUAUUUUCACUGUUUGGUGGGGGAAAACCACGAAAAUCCAUCCAUAAUAGAAGGAUACCUUCUUUACUACUACGUGUAUUCCACGUGGGAAGGGCGGGCUGUCUGUAUGGAAGAUUUUUACGUUAGCCCGAAAUCCAGGAACAAGGGAAUAGGCCAAUCCCUUCUUGAAGCUCUUUUAAAGUAUUCUGGUCUGUUUCUCCGUUUGACAUGGUCGUAUGGUACCAUGGUUUGCAUGGCGACCAGCGAUGUACUUCUCCGUACAGUAGGUAUGUGGUUUACUACGAUGAUGUCGUUGAUUUUCAGGCACGAUUGGGCUGCCUGAUGGUAGAAUGUGAGCUUUCGGGACUCGUUCAAGACACUGAGGAGAAUUUCACUUAUCGCUCAAUGACAAUUGAAAACAUUCAUUGAAAUGAAUUUUUUGAGAGAGAGCAAAAAUAUAAAAGUAUGGGAUUAUGA